AUGGCGUGGGGGCCGAUCGUCAUGGCCCUGGGCUUCGUGUUUGGGGGCCUCGCUGGAUUCGCCUUGUCUCUUGCAAACGACAUGGGCCGCAUCCGACGGAGGCAGUCGGCGGCGAAGAACCAGCGGCGCCGGAUAGACAAUCUCAUGCGAUGGGCGAACUACCACUUCGCAACGAGCCAGUCGCAACUGCAGCUCAUCUUCAAAGUCGUUAUGGAAUACCAGGAGGCAGAGAAGGAGCAGAACGCGAUUCUCUGCGCGGACGCGAGCAAGCAAGUGCAGCGGCACGUCAUGAAGGGGGGAGACCUGGAGUCGCAGAGCAAGAAUCAGACUUCCGAAGACGAGCUCAGUGGGGAGGAGGGCGAGUAUUCCUCUUUCGACAGUGAACUGUUGGAGCUGACGAAGGUACUUGGGAGUUGGGUGGGAGGGCAGCAGCCAUCUUUCCGAAAAGAAGAGGCGGGAUGGCUGCCUCCUGAGGUAGACAGUACAAUCUUUGCAGGGUUGCGCGAAAGCGUCGGUGUGCGUGUAGCUCCACACCGCAGUACCUGCCGCUUUUUCUUCGAAGAGGCCGUUCCCCCGUUCGCUCUGCUUUCGAUUAACUCCGGCGACCUGAAGCCCAACAGCGAAUUCAAUGUCGCUCUACCCCCGGAUACCUCCCUAGAAGGUUACCGUUCAGCUACGCUUCGUCAGACACCUGCACCUCCUAGCAAAAGCGUGCGCAGUGCAGCACUGCCGGAAGCUCCCAAAGCUAUUGGGGCUUCUGUGCCUCCCCCUGGCCAUGACCUUUUCACUCAUGAUUUUUUCUGCACCUGUUUGAUUCCCUCUUCUGUAUUGCUAGGACCUGCCCGUCUGUUCAAGUCAUACGAGGACUUGGUCAACUUCGACACGAGACUGAAGCACCAAACGCCCAUAGGAUCUUAUGAAAUGCAGUUCUUGGAAGAGAAGGAGCCUCAUGACUCGUCAGAUCCCAUGUGGGAGCUGACGGUGGAUCAGGCAACCAUCAAAGUCUACAAAUACAACUCGCCAGACUCCCCUGUGGUCAUGGUCAAGGCCUACGCAACAUUAGAAGGCAUUCCUGUCAAGGUUCUCUGUCAUCACAUCAGGCAUAUUCCUACUAGACUAAAAUGGGACACGACAUUUGGCGACUAUCGGGUGGUCGAGCAGGAUGUCGAUGGAUGCGAGAUGAUUUACUGCCUCAUGAAGGCGCCGUUCCCAGUGUCCAACAGGGACUUUCUUCAGUGGAGAAGGACCGAAGAAGAUCCGGAAGCGAAGGUUACCAAAAUGCUAAUGCGAUCUGCUGAUCACCCUUCGGUUCCAGAGAAGAGCGGAGUUGUCAGGGCUGAGACGCUUAUCUCGGGAUAUAUAAUGGCGGCACAGCCUAACGACGCUUCUUCGUCGACUCUUUUCAUUUUGGCGCAAACUGAUGUAAAGGGUUUAAUUCCCAAGUGGGUUGUCAAUACAACUGCGGCACGAGCACCAGUGGGGUGGGUAGACAGCUUGAAGAAGGCUUGCAAGGCCUACAUAAAGCAGUAUGGCGAUUUCGUGCCACCGUACAAUCCGAUUGCUUGA
This is a messenger RNA of Cyclospora cayetanensis, 1566 nucleotides long. RefSeq lists its product as uncharacterized. The transcript has 13 exons. Gene Ontology annotation, molecular function: lipid binding. The coding region runs from base 1 to 1566 and encodes 521 amino acids. NCBI's taxonomy places the organism in Eukaryota, Apicomplexa, Conoidasida, Eucoccidiorida, Eimeriidae. The record is from RefSeq and is a predicted model, not a curated record.